This is a messenger RNA of Suillus fuscotomentosus, 312 nucleotides long. RefSeq lists its product as uncharacterized. The record is from RefSeq and is a predicted model, not a curated record. The coding region runs from base 1 to 312 and encodes 103 amino acids. The transcript is spliced from 3 exons. NCBI's taxonomy places the organism in Eukaryota, Fungi, Basidiomycota, Agaricomycetes, Boletales, Suillaceae.
AUGAAGAAAGUGACACCUCAUGCCAUCGCUUACAUUGUUCGUUUCGCUUUAUCCAGAGUUUCAUCUUGGCGCACUGUGGACAGUGACUUUGAUUAUGAAAUUUUUUGGACUAAUAUUGUGACCUGUUUUGAACUUGUCCCUGGCCCUGUCACUAGACAUAAGAUGAAUGCGCUCCUGGAGUGGUGGACGAGGAAAGUUUUUGGUACCAACCAUCGUCAGGACCUGACGCCUGAGGUCGUGUCUCAAAUGUCCAUCAACGCACUAGCCAAACAGAGGAGGAUGCUGGAGGAUGCUGUUUUUGACUCGGAGUAA